AUGGUAGUUCACAUUUUGGGCAAGGGUUUCAAAGGGAAAGAAGUUAUAAAAAUCGCUCUGGCGUCGAAAAUCUACGGUGUUGGCCUGAAAACGUCGGAAACGCUAUGUUCGAAAUUGGGUUUUUAUCCGUGGAUGCGCAUGCACCAGCUGUCGGAACCACAGAUCAUGAGUCUCACCAGCGAGCUCUCCAACAUGACUAUCGAGGGAAACGCGCGGGCCGUGGUAAAGGAAAACAUUGGGUUGAAGAGAAGAAUUGGUUCGUACGAAGGUAUGAGACAUGCUCUGAACCUGCCGGUGCGUGGUCAACGCACCAGGAACAAUGCCAAGACGGCCAGACGGCUGAAUCGUGUGGAUAGACGCGGGCUCCACACGGACAGUCGCGGGGGUUUGAGUAAUCAGAGAUCUGGACUAUGGAACUGGCUUUUUACCUAA
Molecule: messenger RNA, 432 nt
Organism: Lachancea meyersii CBS 8951
Lineage: Eukaryota; Fungi; Ascomycota; Saccharomycetes; Saccharomycetales; Saccharomycetaceae
Source: the annotation of a GenBank genome assembly